Molecule: messenger RNA, 846 nt
Organism: Rotaria socialis
Lineage: Eukaryota; Metazoa; Rotifera; Eurotatoria; Philodinida; Philodinidae
Source: the annotation of a GenBank genome assembly
AUGCCGACAAAAAUUCCUCGCGAACAAGAACAACAACAAUUAGAACAACUUGAAUUCGAAAUUCAAUAUCACGAAACUAUGGAAAAUACAACUUAUCAACAUCAAUCAUCGCCCAUAGAAAAGCAAUCGUUGCCAACAGUGGAGCCAAAGCUUCCAAAAAAGCGUGGUCCAAAAAAGAAACAAAUGACACCGUCACGUGUAGCACGUUUCAAGGUUCGACGCAUCAAAGCGAAUGGUCGCGAACGUGAACGUAUGAAAGGUCUUAACGAACAAUUAGAAUGUCUUCGCCAAACCAUUCCUUGUUUCGCAUUAUCACAAAAAUUAUCGAAAAUUGAAACAUUACGUUUAGCAAAAAACUAUAUUGAAGCCUUGACUCAAAUGGUAUCGAGCAAUCAAAUACCUGAUAAUGAACGUUUUGCUGAAUUACUCUGUCGUGGUUUAUCACCAAAUACCGUCAAUAUUGUUGCUGCAACACUUUCAAUAAAUCCACGAGUAUUACAACACAAUAAUAAUGACAAUCAUUGUCAAACAUUUCCACCUAAUCUUACGACAUACGAUGAUACUUAUGUAUUAUCAUCUAUGCAUCCCCGUGUAAAAAAUCCACUAGAAUUUAUUAAUUUAAAGAAAACCUCAAAUGAAAGUGAAGAUGAUAGUGGGAUUUAUCGUUCAAAUAGUUUCGACUAUGGUUCAUCCUGUUGCGGUGAUAGUAGUACGGAGUGUAUCAGUCCAAUAACAACAUUACCCGAACAUUCUCAAGCAACAAUGCCAGCAACACAUUUUUAUUCGAAUGAACAACAAUUUAUGCUUACUGAUAAUCCAUUUUAUUACUAUCCAACGCAUUAUUGA